UGAAAGACCAAACAAUUCAAAAGUUUAAUAUAAUGAUUAAUAUUACAAGAGCAUCGUUGAGAUUAUCGAGAGAAGACUUUUGAGUUUUGAGAGAGAAAGAAACGUGAAAGGAGCAUAGCUUUGCGAUUUCAGAUCCAACCUCUUAUUCUUCCAAAUCUCGUAGUAUACGACCAUGGAUUCUAAGGGAGUGGUGUCACUACCGUUGAUCCAUAACCAUCAAAUGAUGCCUUGGAAUGACCUGAGGAAAGGUGAUUGUUGUGGUCACUUUGAAGCUAUCAGCGAUGGCUACUAUUGCAAAAGAUGUGAUUUUUUCGUCCACAAGACAUGUGGUGACGGUGUCUCCGAAUAUAUCGAGCAUCCAUCUCACCCCAAUCACACUCUUGAGCUUUGUAGUAACUUACGUUUUCACUGUGAUUUAUGUGGAAGGCGCACCAAUUACCUAUCCUAUUAUUGUGAGAUCUGUGGCUUUAUCGUGGAUCUACACUGUGCCAUGUACCCACCGCCAGAGUUUAUUGAAAAUUCCGAGAGGCAUCACCACAAGCUCACCCUUCUCAAGGAGCGGAUCGCGGCGUUCGAUUGUGAUGCUAAAUGUGGAAAGAUUAGUGGUAAUGAAUUUGCUUACAAAUGUCAAGAGUGUGAUUUAACCUUCCAUGUGGAUUGCGUAUGGCAUCCGUCAGAGGUAUAUCACCCUUUAGAGGUAAACCACUCUUACCACCCCUCGCACCCUCUUAAGCUCCACACAGGUCAACGACCGGACUAUUCUGAUGGAGCAUGUCGUCUUUGCGCAAGAAAGAUUGAUGAUAGAUAUUUUUAUCAUUGUUCUUCUUGCAACUUCACCUUGGAUAUGCGUUGUGUUCUACAUCCACCACAACAAUCUCUUCUGAAUUUGAAAGCUCAUGAUCACCAACUCACCCUUCUCCCAAGACUUGAUUCUUUUACAUGUAAUGCUUGCGGGCUGAAGGGAGAUCGAAGCCCUUACGUGUGUUUUCAAUGUGGUUUCAUGAUCCAUCAAGACUGUCUUUCCCUUCCACGCCUCAUAAACAUUAAUCGGCAUGAUCACCGUGUUUCGCGAACUUCUGUUCUUGGUGUUGUGAAUUCUGUGUGUGAAGUUUGUCACCGGAAGGUGGAUUGGACUUGUGGAGGUUUUUCUUGUCAGAGGUGCUCCGGCUACGUCGUUCAUUCAAAAUGUGCUACCAACAAAGAUGUGUGGAACGGGAAAGAACUCGAAGGAGUACCUGAAGAAACAGAAGAUAUCAAACCAUUUGUGGUAAUAGACAACAACACAAUACAACAUUUCAGCCACAAAAAACAUUACCUAAGACUCCACGUUAAUGGUGUUCUUUGUGACGACAAGAAGCGGUGCAGAGCAUGCACUCAUCCCAUAUGUCUCCAAUCUUUCUACGGCUGUAUGGAUUGUGACUUCAUUCUCCACCAAAACUGCGCUGGAUUUCCUAGAAAGAGAUGGCAUGUGCUACACAAUGAACGUCUUACUCUAGUUUCAUACGAGUAUGAUUUCUUUCAGUGUCAAGCUUGUAAUAGAUUUUCCAAUGGUUUCAGUUACCAGUAUUCGGGCAUUACAUUCGAUGUUGGGUGCGGUUCAAUCUCUGAGCCGUUUGUCCAUCCAAGUCAUCCCGAUCAUCCCUUAUAUUACACUUUACUAGAUGAAGAGACUAAGAGUAGUUGCAAUGGCUGCAAUAAGAGUUCUUAUUCUGUGCUAAGGUGCAUUGAAGACGAUUGCAGAUUUGCCAUAUGCUUCAAAUGCGCCACUUUUCCACAAGUGGUAAAGCAUAGAGUUGACGAUCAUCCUCUCUCACUAUGCUUUGACAAAGAGGCUAGUGGUAAAUACUGGUGUGACAUUUGUGAAAAAGAAACCAAUCCAGAGACAUGGUUCUACACAUGUAAAGAUUACCGGGCUAGUUUGCAUAUAAAGUGUGUGCUCGGAGACUUUUCAUGGCUCAUGCCAGGAAGCACGAUAGAUCUUAGCGAAUUAUCUAAGGUGGUACUCAAUAAUAGUAUAUCGCGUCCAUUUUGCAGCGGGUGUAAGAUGCAUUGCAUUUUUCCUAUCAUCUUGAAGAUAGUUGGAACCUCAGAUAAGUACUUUUGCUCUAUUGAAUGCGCCUUUGGAUAGAUGUCAAGCGAGUGGGGUGAAGGUAUACCCUUAAAGCCCAAAAUGUCUAGGGAGUGGGGGUUUCUUUUAGAUAUCUUGUACCAUUUCUUCUACAAGUUCAUUUCCAUUAUAAGUUGAUUUCGUUGAUGUAUUAUUUAUAUAAGAAUCUUGCAAUUUUAAUUUGAUAUGAUCCAGC
Messenger RNA from Arabidopsis thaliana (thale cress), 2303 nucleotides. RefSeq names its product Cysteine/Histidine-rich C1 domain family protein. Lineage: Eukaryota; Viridiplantae; Streptophyta; Magnoliopsida; Brassicales; Brassicaceae. The coding region runs from base 173 to 2128 and encodes 651 amino acids. The record is from RefSeq and is marked reviewed. The transcript has a single exon.